AUGGCCCAAGACGUUCCUACGCCAGUGCCGCUGCCCGUCACACAGGGCGGCGCCUCAUCACUCUCCUUCACCCAGGGCUUCCUGCUUGGACAGCUUUCCAUUGCACUGCUAAUCUUCUGCUUCAUCAAGUUCUUCAUUUUUGGAGAGCCUCCCUCGGCCGAUGAGCGCGCACUGCACCUCAAUUCUCUGCGACGAGCUCGAACACUAGCUCAUCAGCAAUCGUAUAAGCAGUUGCGGGCACGGGCAAAUUCAACGUCACUUUCACUACGACACAAGCCGUCCCGGAGUAUUAUACGAAAGGGAGAGGAGAGCAUGGGAGGGCCAAGCAUAGCAACUAUACUUGCAAAGACAUAUUAUAAUGUGAAAGGACACCAACCGGAGAGCUUAGACUGGUUCAACGUGCUCAUUGCGCAGACCAUUGCCCAACUAAGAGCUGAUGCGCGACAGGACGACGCGAUCCUAACAUCGCUCACAGAUGUCCUGAAUGCCGGCAGCAAACCCGACUGGAUUGGCGACAUCAGAGUGACCGAGAUAGCGCUUGGUGACGAGUUUCCCAUAUUCAGCAACUGCAGAGUCAUGCCUGCCGAUGACGGCUUCUGGUAUGGACCGGGGAACGCGGGGAAUGAGAAAGAGAGACUCCAAGCCCGAAUGGACGUGGAUCUGAGCGAUGUCAUUACCAUUGGCAUAGAGACGACGUUGAAUUUGAACUGGCCAAAACCAAGAUCUGCUGUUCUGCCAGUUGCCCUAGCCGUCAGUAUCGUGCGCUUCUCGGGAACACUAGUAGUGUCCUUUAUACCAUCAUCGUCACCUGCGUCAACCCCCGCACCUGUCUCAUCACCAAGACUAGGUACACACCAAAAUGCCUCUCCGCGCCGUCCUUCAUCGUCUUCCGGCGCGCCUCCACACCGUCCCACAACCCUCGCCUUUACAUUCCUCGACGACUACCGGCUGGACCUCUCCGUGCGCUCCCUGGUCGGAUCCCGAUCACGCCUCCAAGACGUGCCCAAGAUAGCGCAGCUCAUCGAGUCGCGCGUGCACGCCUGGUUCGACGAGCGCGCCGUAGAACCGCGCUUCCAGCAAAUUGUACUUCCCUCGCUCUGGCCCCGCAAACACAACACCAGAGGCGGAGCAGCCACGGCCGCCGGCACCGACACAGCACUCCAAGACAGUGACGACGAGGACGAAAUCGCUGUCAUGGAGGGGAACGGGACUGCUCCCCCUUCAUCCGCGUACAUCCCAAGCCCGAUAUCCGAAAACGUGACGCUGGAGGAACGUAUCGAGGCCGAGGGCCAGAAGAUGCGCGAAGCAGAGAUCAGAGCUGGCGUCCGCAAACCAAGCUCGGCGGCUGAUGCCAGAGAGCACCGCGCUGAUGGCAUGCGCUGGCGCGGCGAGCAGCCCCGAGGACGCCAGUCUGCGAGACCCAAGUUGCAGAGUAGAACUACGACGGGGAUUGCGGCAGGUAUGCCCGGUGCUCUGCCUCGAUGA
Molecule: messenger RNA, 1485 nt
Organism: Bipolaris zeicola 26-R-13
Lineage: Eukaryota; Fungi; Ascomycota; Dothideomycetes; Pleosporales; Pleosporaceae
Exons: 2
Coding region: 1-1485 (494 amino acids)
Biological process (GO): mitochondrion organization; phospholipid transport
Cellular component (GO): ERMES complex; endoplasmic reticulum
Molecular function (GO): lipid binding
Source: RefSeq, a predicted model, not a curated record